Molecule: messenger RNA, 1870 nt
Organism: Salpingoeca rosetta
Lineage: Eukaryota; Choanoflagellata; Craspedida; Salpingoecidae
Exons: 6
Coding region: 28-1821 (597 amino acids)
Biological process (GO): protein secretion; negative regulation of protein ubiquitination
Cellular component (GO): apical part of cell
Source: RefSeq, a predicted model, not a curated record
CAUGACUUCGCAACAAACACUGUCGCUAUGGGCGGAUAUGGCUGUGGUGGUGGUGGUGGUGAUGAUGGGCUGCAACUGCACAGCACCAAGAUCGCCUUGGAAACACCCGUGCACGUUGUCGCCGCGAGGGACCGGGCGAUGGAGAUCCAAGAGGCGUUUACCUUUCACAUGUCGCCUCAGCACGGCUCUGCGAGGGGAUGCGUCGCUUAUGCCAGCCGCGCAUCAGUGUCAACAUCCGCAGCAGCGGCGGCAUCCUCCAUCCCGUCUUUGCCUUCCAUUGCUCCGCGAAUAAGGGGUCUCAGCUCUUCCACUGCAGCCACCACUCGCUGGAGACCCACACCGGCCACAACAACAGCAGUAGCAAUGACGUCGUCCACGGCUGCCAUGGCAUUUACAUCCAAGUCGUUGCUCACAUCACGGUCAGCCGCCGUGCCGGCGAGACCGCAGCGCCAACACCCUCGGCCCCUGGCCUCUGCACUGCACUUGACGUCAAGGCGCCUUGAGACGACGGCAGAGGAUGAUGACAUCGAGGAGGUGAUGCGGCAGCAACAGCUACAGCAACAGCAGCAGCAACAGCAACAGCUACAGCAAUAUCAGCGCUCGGUGUUGUCGAAGUGCCGGAUGCAUCGAAGUGCAACCUAUCCCGUCAGUGGCCAGCCGAAAUCAGCCAGAAGGGAGCUCGCAUCAGCCACAACUCACACCAGAGAGCAAAAUGAACACGACGAAGCUCGCCGCCACCACCACCAUCACCAUCACCACCAUCACCGUCACCACCGUCGGCGGUAUCAGCAAAGUCGCAAGAAGCACCAGGAACGAGAAGGUGCACACAGCGCACCAUCAGCUGCGCAGCGGAACCCGCUCACCAACAACAAUGUUGAUGAUGUUGAUGACGAGGAUGAUGAGGGGGACGAGAGUGCAGCAGACGCAGACAGCAGCACGCGCGCGCGUGCGGGCAGUGGAAUGCGGGUGCGGAGCGCGAGAGCCAGGAGCAGCAUCACUCAUGCCAACACUGUCUCUGCACCUGCCGUGGACGUAUUCGAGGAUGCGGGGUGUGCAGGGAGUGUGCAUGCCACCACGUCCCUGCUACAGCCGCGGCCGCCAGCCACAAAGCGCCCGAAACGCCUCAGCCAGCGCCAGGCGAGCGGACCCACGCGCGGUGACAUCUCUCCACUCAAGCGAGCGUUUCGCGCGAGAUCUAUUCGUCACACUUCAACCGCAGAGACGGUGAAACCGGCGCGAAAGCGGUACUUGAUAUUGGGCCACAAGGAUGCAAUCACAGUCGACCCCGACAAGUCAAUCACAAACCCGCCAGGCACGCCUGUUGAGGGUACAUACGACGUGCUCAUGUAUCCCUCCAUGCGCAACGUGCAGAGCCAGGUCUAUGUCACGCGCAAACUGAAGCAGAUAGCACAGCAGCGGCAGCGCGAGGCAAAGCGGACGCAGCAGCAGGCAGAACGCACCGCCCGCGAAUACCAGAUGCAUCAAGAUGAGGCUGAGCGGGAACGACUGCUGGUUGAGCAGCGGGCGCGGAUCUACGCCUUCAACGCCGUCAUGUCUGCCCUGGAGCAGCGCAACUUUCAAGAGUACUGCCGACAGCGGGCGGCGAGCGGAGACAAGGCGCCCAGGUCAUGGCGGGACGUGGAGAUGGAAGAUGGCGAAGGUGAAGGUGAGCGUGACACUGGAAGAGGAGCCGCUGACGGUGUCGGUGUCGGUGCCAACAACGACGGCGACGACGAUGACGAUGACGAUGACGAAGAUGAGGAGGAGGAGAAGGAGGAUAAUGAGGGGGAGGAUGAGGAGGAGGUGGAAGGUGGAAGGUGACGGAGGGAAACACGCAGACGCACAGCAUGCAUGAGUGCAUGAUGGCGGA